CGGCGGCGGCGGCGGCGGCGGCGGCGGGGAGCGAGCGCGCGGAGCCAGGGAGCAAGCGCGGCCGUCCCGAGCCGGAGGCCCCGCCGAGCCCGAGCGCCGCGGGCAUGGCGUGCGCGGGGGCGCGGGGCGCCUGAGCCCCCCCCACCCCUCGGGGGGACGCGGUGAGCGCCGUGGGCUAUGGGAUGGAUGAGGUGGAGCAGGACCAGCAUGAGGCCCGACUCAAGGAGCUGUUUGACAGUUUUGACACCCUGGGAACUGGGUCUCUGGGUCAAGAGGAGCUCGCCGACCUCUGCCAUGUCCUGAGCUUGGAGGAAGUGGCCCCGGUGCUACAGCAGACAUUACUUCAGGACAACCUCUUGGGCAGGGUACAUUUUGACCAAUUUAAAGAAGCGUUGAUACUUAUCUUGUCCAGAACUCUAUCCAGUGAGGAGCACUUUCAAGAGUCAGACUGUUCACUAGAAGCUCAGCCCAAAUAUGUCAGAGGCGGGAAGCGCUACGGACGAAGAUCCCUACCUGAGUUCCAAGAGUCUGUGGAAGAGUUCGCAGAGGUGACAGUGCUUGAGCCGCUAGAUGGGGAGGCGAGGCCGUCGCACAUCCCAGCCGGUGACGGAAGUGAGCGCUGGGAGACCCAACGCAGUGAGGAGUAUGAAGCGGAAGGCCAGCUAAGGUUUUGGAACCCAGAUGACCUGAAUGCAUCGCACAGUGGGUCUUGUCCUCCUCAAGACUGGAUAGAAGAGAAACUGCAAGAGGUCUGUGAAGACCUGGGGAUCACUCGGGAUGGUCACCUGAACCGGAAGAAGCUGGUUUCCAUCUGCCAACAGUACGGACUGCAGAACGUGGACGGCGCGAUGCUAGAAGAGGUCUUUCUCAGUCUUGACCCUGACGGUACGAUGAGCGUCGAAGACUUUUUCUAUGGUCUUUUUAAGACUGGAAAAUCCCUCACGCCAUCGGCGUCUACUCCCUACAGGCAGCUAAAGCGGCAUCUCUCUAUGCAGUCUUUUGAUGAGAGUGGACGGCGGACCACAACCUCGUCAGCAAUGACAAGCACCAUUGGCUUCCGGGUCUUCUCCUGCUUGGAUGAUGGGAUGGGCCACGCGUCCGUGGAGAGGAUACUGGACACCUGGCAGGAAGAAGGCAUUGAGAACAGCCAGGAGAUCCUGAAGGCCUUGGAUUUCAGCCUGGAUGGAAAUGUCAACCUCACAGAGCUGACGCUGGCUCUUGAAAAUGAACUUUUGGUUACCAAGAAUGGCAUCCACCAGGCAGCUCUGGCUAGCUUCAAGGCUGAGAUCCGGCAUUUGUUGGAACGGGUUGACCAAGUGGUCAGAGAAAAGGAGAAGCUGCGGCUGGACCUGGACAAAGCGGAAAAGCUGAAGUCUCUGAUGGCUUCAGAGGUGGACGAUCACCAUGCGGCCAUCGAGCGAAGGAAUGAGUACAACCUCAGGAAACUGGAUGAAGAAUACAAGGAGCGCAUAGCGGCCUUAAAGAGCGAACUCCGCCAAGAGAGGGAACAGAUCCUGCAGCAGGCGGGCAAGCAGCGGGUAGAGCUGGAGCAGGAAAUCGAGAAGGCCAAAACAGAAGAGAACUACAUCCGGGACCGCCUUGCCCUCUCCCUGAAGGAAAACAAUCGCCUGGAAAAUGAGCUUCUGGAAAAUGCGGAGAAGUUGGCAGAGUAUGAGAACCUGACAAACAAACUUCAGCGCAAUUUGGAAAACGUGUUAGCGGAAAAGUUUGGUGACCUCGAUCCCAGCAGUGCUGAAUUCUUUCUUCAAGAAGAGAGGCUGGUGCAGAUGAGAAAUGAAUAUGAGCAACAGUGCAGGCUGUUACAAGACCAAGUGGAUGAGCUCCAGUCGGAGCUGGAGGAAUACCGGGCACAAGGCAAAGGGUUCCGGCUCCCGUGUAAGGACUCGCUGUCCGAAGAACUCGGUGUUCACAGUGGCAGUAUUGAGCCCAACCAAGGGCUGGAUUCUGAAGAAUGCAAUCCGCUGAAUAUGAGCAUCGAGGCAGAGCUGGUCAUCGGGCAGAUGAAAGAGCAGCACGACCAGGACCUGUGUCACCUGAGACUGGAGCUGGAAGAGAAAGUGCACCAUUACGAAAAGCAGCUGGAUGACAGCCGGGCGGCCCGUGAGAAGGAGCAGGCGGCCAUGAAGCAGCAGUACGAGCGGGAAACGAACACCUUGGAGAGACAGAUAGCUGACCUCCGUGGCGAGAUCGCGGACCUGCAGGGGCAGGUGGCGGUGCUGAAGGAGGCCCAGCGCAGGGCCAGCUGCAGGCACGAGGAGGAGAAGCGGCAGCUGCAGGCGGUGUUCGGCGAGGAGGAGGCUCGGCUGCGGGAGGAGCUGCGGGAGGAGCACGAGCGGCGGCUGCAGCAGGCGGAGGACGGCUUCCGCCGGCGGGCAGAGGCGCUGGCUCGGGAGGCUGCCUCGGCGGAGGAGAGGGCGAGGGACCUGGAGCGGUCACACCAGGAGCAGCUGCUGAGCCUGGCGGAGAAGCACGCCCUGGAGAAAGAGGAGCUGAGGAAUGAGCUCUCGGAUCGGCACCAAAGGGAGCUUCGGGAGGGAAGGGAAAAAAUGGAAACAGAGUGUAAUAGAAGAGCCUCUCAGCUAGAAGCCCAGUUUCAGGCUGACUGUGAGAAAGUCACUGAGCGCUGUGAACAUGCCCUGCACAGCCUGGAGGAGCGCUGCCGCCGGGAGCUGAAGGACCUCCUGGAUCAGCACAUGGAGGAGAAGUCUCAGUGGGAGUUUGAGAAGGAUGAGCUCACUCAGGAGUGCACGGAAGCUCAGGAGCAGCUGAAGGAGCUGCUUCAGAGGGAGAAGGCCACCGCUCUGGCCCUGAGCCAGGAGCUGGAGACGGUGGAGCAGACGUACAAGGAACACCUGAACGGCCUGAGCCUGGAGAGAGAGCGGCUGCUGGGAGAUCUGGAGGACUUGAGGAACGCGUCGGAAGAGCAGCACAGCCUCCUGUCCGAGCAGAUCUGCGAGCUGAAGAGAGGUCAAGAGAGAGAGCGGAGGGAGCGAGAGCAGGGGCUGGGCCAGGCCGGGGCCUCCGAGAGGCUGGCCAGCCGGCAGCUCGAGAGGCUGCAGGCUGAGCAAGAGCAGGAGAGGCGAGAGAUGCUAGGCAGGCUGGCGGCCCUGGAGCGAGAGAAGGCGGAGAUGAGCGCGGAGAUGCGCAGGCUACAGGAUGCGCUGGGGGACGCGCGGCGGCAGCAGCAGCAGCAGGCCUCUCUGCUGGCGCUUCAGGGUGGCUGCCUGGAGGAGGAGGCAGAAGGCAGCGGAGCCCUGAGCCUGCUGCGGCAGGGGGAGCGGCUGCUGGAGGAGAACGGAGACGUCCUGGCCAGCCUGCAGAGAGCCCACGAGCGGGCAGUGAAGGAGAACGCCAAGAUGGCCAUGGAGAUCUCGAGACUGCAGCAGAGGCUGAGGAGGUUAGAGCCGGGCUCGGGGGCGUCCUCCUGCACAGAGGAGCGGAUGAGUGAGGUCUCCUGGAGCUCCCGGGGGCAGGCGGAGCCGUUUCUGUCACAGAUGGGGCGAGGAGAAAAUGCAGCCACUAAGUACAUCCUAAGCGACCCGGGAGACCGCGAGGCCCCGGGCCUGGGAAGCCCAGGAACAAGCUCUGCGCGGAGGCAGGAGUCGGAGGCCUCUCUCGAGUGCUUCUCCGAGCCUGACAGCAGCGAGGACACCAGGACAGAGGACACCACGACAGGAUCCUGGGACCCGAAGAGCCAGGUCCUGCAGCAUCAGGGGCAGCUCCCAGCCUCACGCGCGGACUGCGGCCGGCUUUCCGAGAGGAAGCGGGACCUGCUCUUUGAGACCUCCGUGCUCAAGAGGAGACUGAAGACGCUGGGCCAAGCCCCCGGGGCGGCUCCCUGGGACAGGGCGUCCUGCGAGGACGCCCGCCUGCGGGCUGAGCUGAGGCUCGCCGAGCCCCGCUACGGCCGGUCGCUGGAUGGCAGCCAGGAGCUCACCUCCGAGGUCCUGAGGCUGCGGGGCGAGGUGAGGAAGAUGGAGGAGGUGAUGGAGACCUUCCUCGGCCCGGAGAGGAGUCACGAUGAGGUGCAAAGGGAGAAUGAGGAGCUUGGGGCCCUGGUGUCGAGGCUCCAGGGGAGGACGAAGAUGAUGCUGGAGGACGCCCCGCUGCUGGGCCACAGCCUGGAGGUCAUCUCCGACGAGGAGGUGCUCGAGCUCCUUCGGGCUCCGGGAGAGGCCCUGUCCACCGUCCACCUAGAAGGAUGCAGGCAGGGAGCCCAGGGCCGGGAACAGGGUGGCGCUCAGCGGCUCGCUGCCACCGGAGCGCGCGGAACGGCCUGGUUCCGGGCACCACCGGAAGAGCCCGGCGCCGAGAGUCAGGUCCUUCCGGAGGAGAGCGCCGCCCUCCGGGGCCUGAGGGACACGCGCCUGCAACACCAGGCCGCCAUCGCCGAGCUGGAACUGGAGAAGCAGAAGCUGCAGGAGCUCACCAGGAAGCUGAGGGAGCGAGUGGCCGCGCUCGUGAAGCAGAGGGACGCGCCUCCCCAGGGAGAGAGGGAGGAGGAGCUGAAGGCCAUGAUGCAGGACCUGCAGACCACGUGCGGCGAGAUGCAGCGCAAGGUCGAGCUCCUGAGAUAUGAAUCUGAAAAGCUUCAAGAGGAAAAUUCUAUUUUAAGAAAUGAAAUUACCACUUUAAAUGAAGAAGAUACCAUCUCGAGCCUGAAAUUAGAGGAAUUAAGUGGAUCUCAGGAAGAACUAUGGCAGAAAAUAGAAACUGUAGAACAGGAAAAGGCUUCAAUUCAGAGGAUGGUUGAAAAAUUAAAGAAACAGGUUGCAGAUUUAAAAAUCAAAAACCAACAGUUGGAUUCAGAAAAUACAGAACUCAGCCAAAAGAACUCCCAAAACAAGGAAGAACUGCAAAAACUUAAUCAACGUCUGGCAGAAAUGCUAUGCCAGAAGGAGGAGCCGGGAACUUGCAGCUCUGAAAAAUGGGAACAAGAAAAUGCAAGUCUGAAAGAAGAGCUGGAUCGCUGCAAAGUGCAGACUUCCACUUUGGUGUCUUCUCUGGAGGCAGAACUUUCUGAAGUUAAACUACAGACUCACAUUGUGGAACAGGAAAACCUCCUCCUUAAGGAUGAACUGGAGAAACUGGAACAGCUGCACAGAUGUCCUGACAUCUCUGACUUCCAGCAAAAAAUGUCUAGCAUUCUAAGCUACAACGAAAAACUCCUGAAGGAAAAAGAGGUCCUAAGCGAGGAAUUAAACAGCUGUGCAGAUAAGUUGGCAAAAUCCAGUCUUCUAGAGCACAAGAUCGCUACAAUGAAGCAGGAACAGAAGUCCUGGGAACAGCAGAGUGAAAGCCUCAAGUCACAGCUGGUGGCUUCCCAGGAAAAGGUUCAGAAUUUAGAAGAUACCCUGCAGAACGUAAACCUUCAGAUGUCCCAGAUUAAAUCUGAGCUGCAGGUGACUCAGCAGGAAAAGGAGGCUUUAAAGCAGGAAGUGAUGUCUCUACACAGACAACUUCAGAAUGCUGUCGACAAGGACUGGGUCUCGGAAACAGCCACUCAGCUCUCAGGGCUCCGUGGCCAGCAGAAAAGACUAUCCUGGGACAGACUGGACCAUCUGAUGAAUGAGGAGCCGCAGCUGCUUUGUCAAGACAGCAACAGACUCCAGGCUGUGGUGCACAUCACCCAGGCAGACCUCACAACCUCCCGGGAGAAGGUCCGUCACCUGGAAUCCAACCUUCUUCCCACCAAGCACCAAAAACAACUCAACCAAUCAUGUACUGUGACACCCACAGAACAAGAAAAAUUGUCCUUAAAGAGAGAGUGUGAACAGUCUCCGAAAGAACCAUCUCCUGCCAGUAGGAAGGUUGGUCAGAUGAGUUCCCUUGAGCAAGAGUUAGAAGCAAUUCACUUGGAAAAUGAAGGUCUGAAGAAGAAAGAGGUGAGACUGGACGAGACGCUAACGGAGAUGCAGCCCCUGAGGUCCACUGUGACGCUUAGCCCGUCCUCUCACUGGGAUCUGCAGCUGCUCCAGCAGCAAGCCUGUCCGAUGGUGCCCAGGGAGCAGUUUCUGCAGCUUCAACAACAGCUGCUGCGGGCAGAAAGGAGAAGCCAGCGCCUGCAGGAGGAGCUUGACAACCGGACCUCCGGAACCAACACACCUCAGGGAAGCCAGGAACACCUUGUGAAUCUCAUGGAAGAACGAAUGAUUGAAGUUGAACAAAAGCUGAAGCUGGUGAAAAGGCUUCUCCAAGAAAAAGUCAAUCAGCUCCAAGAACAACUCUGCAAGAAUACGAAAGCAGAUGCCAUGGUGAAGGAUUUGUACGUGGAAAACGCCCAGUUGUUGAAAGCUCUGGAAAUGACUGAACAGCGACAGAAAACAGCGGAGAAGAAAAAUUACCUCCUAGAAGAGAAGAUCGCCAGCCUCAGCACCAUCGUCAGGAACCUGGCACCAGCACCGCUGACUUCCACGCCUCCCUUGAGGUCAUAGCCAUACCAAAGGAUGCACUUGCCUUUGUGCACUUUACUGAGGUUCAUGGAACACGUCAGUAGGUUCUCUGAACCCUCUAACUAAAAAAACUGUCAAUGGCAGAACAUCAAGCCCCCCCGAAGUCAGCCGGCAGAGGAACUAGAGUCUCCAAAUGGAUGCUUACAGGAAUCCCACAAAUCACUUAUUUCACUAUUUAAACUACAAAUGAGCAUUGAACCUUUAAAUUACGUUCUGGAUAGCUAGCUACCAGAAAAUAACUUAAGAACCUUAAAAUCCCAGUUUUUAAUGGUUUUUUUAAUUGUGUACACAAUCCAGACACCCUUUAAGUUUGACAUCUAACUAGAGCGGUUAUUUAUUAUUAUAAUCUUUAUUUUUGAAAACAUUUGAGUACUGGAAUCAUUCUGCCUAUCAUAGUUCUUUCUCUUUGAACUAACUGGCUGACUGCAGUUCUGUUCGGAGGAGGCUUGGCCAGUAGCUAGCCACUGAGGUCAGAAAAGCCCCAAGUUCUGCCAGUUCUUGCAACAUAAUAGGAUCAGAACUAACUCAACUGCACUCUCAACUGAGGAUAAAGCUUUACUUUCUUUAAACAGCCUUUCUCCUCCUUUUAAAGCUUUUGUUUGGGACAUCGUCUUCUACAAAAUGGAUGCAGCUGCGUUCUUGAGGUUCUUGAGUCCUAGCGAGCCCACUGAACAGGCUGCUUUGGAGUAAAAAGCCACUCUUAGAAAAAGACUGCAAUGGAGCAUUGGCGGAGGCACUUCCUCUCUCCAAGCCUUGGAGUUCAUGGACCUACCUUUGAGUUUGCAUCAAGAGCUCAGGGAACUACCUGUAAACUGUCUUCCUGAAGUACUUACUGCCCAGCCUCUCUACGAACUGGAGAUGUGGAGACCACAUGACCUUACCUGUCUUCUAUAUUAACAGCCAUAGAAUCUUUGUUUCUAUAUUCUAGUGCACUUAGCUCUCUGCAAAGGCCUUGACUGUAGAGAGCCUCUCUGACUCCAGAAGAGUUUUCUCUGUUUGUUUAGUGCAGGUCAGGGUUCCCAUGCUUCUGACCUUUUGAUACCUCAUAUCUGCACAUAGGAACUUCGCACUGUGGAGGCAUGCCAUAGAGGUGAAGGAGAAAAAGUAGCAAGUUCUGCUUUGCAAGAGGAACGAGAGAAGAGUGAACCGUUGCUUAUGGGCAGGAACACAGGAGAAGUCAAACAGGCUGAGAAGUUACAUAAUAUGAGGAAAUCUCAAGCCAUUUCCACUAGAACUCUGUGGGAUUCUACGGGGCCCGACUGUCCAGUGCUGCCGGCCCUGGACCUCUACAGGGGCUCUGACGUGGCACACUCUCUGUGGUCCAGUAGUUCACACUGGUUCCACACUACUGUUAUUAUCAGAAAGUUCUGAAUUUCCCAUUGGGAAAAGAAUUAAUUCUUCCCCAUAACCAUAUAUCUAAUUGUUUGACAUCUGGUAUUAUGCCUCCUCUAAAUCUUUUUUCUCAGCUACUUGUGUGGCAUUAACUUUAGCAGAAAAAAAAUUUUUUUUCCACUUAAAACUGUGGCUAGAUCUAAGCUAAGAUCAGAGGUAAAAUAAGCCUGUAUGAAGUGCUCAUGUAAGAUGCUUCAAGUCCUCAAGGUUAAUGCCACUAGCCCUGAACAGCAGGCACAUUUCUCCAGCCAUCGGCUUGGCGUGGGGCCAUGUCUGUCAUGCUUUUUAAUUUUUAUUUUUUAUAUUGUGAAAGGUGUAGGUUAGUGUUUCUUAUACAUUUGUAUUUAUGUGUACAUAAAGAAUUGUAUAAUGACUGUAAAUAGGAUUUUUUAAAAAGUUUCAGAGUACAAUUUAGAAUUUUUUCAAAAUCAAAAUGCUACUCUAGUGAAGUGUUCCUGUCUUGUUUUUCCCUACUUUAAUUAAAUAAAGGGGGAUGAUCAAUAUAAGAAAUAUCCUACAGAAGCUGGGCACGGUGGCGCGCACCUGUAAUCCCAGCACUCGGGGAGGCAGAGGCAAGUGGAUGUCUGUGAGUUCAAGGCCAUCCUGGUCUACAAAGUGAGUCCAUGACAGCCAGUGCUACAUAGAGAAAUCCUGUCUUGAAAACAAAAAAUAAACAAAGAAAAGGAAAGAAGGAAAGAAAGAACAGAAACAUUCUACAAAUACCUUAAAUAUAUGCAUUUGUACAACAGUUUAUUUUUGAGAAACCACUUAAAGGGGCCCUGUGGAAUAUAGCUUAAAGCUGUAAAGACAUCAAAUGUAAAAUUCUCAAAUGAUAUAUAGAUUUGACUCUUAGAUUUUUUCAGUGACUCUCUUCAAAAUCACAAGUUAUGUGUUUUAUGGUCAUUCAGCCACUUUGGGUUUUUUUUGUUUUGUUUUUGUUUUUUUUUUUUUUUUUGUCUUGUUUGGUUGGUUGUUUCUCACUAUAGCCUUGGCUAUCCCGAAACUCACUCUAUAAACCAGGCUGUGCUCAAACUCAGAGAUCCACCUGCCUCUGCCCUCGCGCCCCCCCCCCCCCCCCCCGAGUGCUGGGAUCAAAGGUGUGCGCCAACGCCUGGCUGCUACUUUUCUUUUUUUAAAAAGCACUGUUUUUUAGACUUUGAGAAAGUACUGGAGCCCUUGCUGAGAAGACCCCCACCACCCUGUCUGCUGUCUUCUACUCUUUAAAGGCCUUAAAGGGAGAAAGGAUUUGUUUUAUCUGAAGGCCUUUACUCACAAAGUAAAUUUGUGAAUGGAGAGCAGUGAGGAGGUGUCUCAUCUUUCCAGUUGUCUUUUUAAACUUUAAUUCUAGCUGAGCCACUUUAAAUGUGAAUCCCUCCUUGGAGCUUCAGUGUGCUGUUUGUGUAUUUGGCCAUCAGCAUGUUUUAUAUAAACAGAUCAUGCAAGCAUAGACUUUUAAGGUGGAGGAAACGUCUUAUAGCUCUAUUGUUUUGUUAUAAAUGGACAUUUGGAGAAGGUAUUAUUUUGAAAAACCUUUUUUUAAAGAAAUAAUUAAGGCUUCUUGGGAAAAGUUUUUUUUACAUGUUGAAAAAUGAAUUUGUGAUUUCCCUUUUUACUUUGCUGAGCAAAGAAAAGGAGAGCACACUGCUCUGUCUGCCUCUUUCACGGAAAGGCCGAGUGCGCUGGAGCGCGGUGUUAGUCAAGGCCUGGUCUGAGUGGAUCACCCUCGGUUGGGCAGCAUUCCGGAGAGGCAUUAAGCAAAGCCAGAAACCAGGCUGAAGCCUAACAACCAAAGCACUCGCGUAGGAAAGUCAGCCGGUUGGGGUUUGAACAUCUCAGCACUCUGAGGGCUUGGUUUCCAGCAUCUGGACGGCUAUUUGAUAGCAAAUUAAUGUUACUUGUUUUUUUUUUUUUGUUUUUUUGUUUUUGUUUUUUUUAUUUAAUGUUACAAAGUAAGUUUAUUCUCAUUGUAAGAACAGUACCACAGCAUUUAAAGGAAUAUGUUAUGAAACAAAAACUUGAGUUAAUUAGAGCCCAUCUCCAGAAUUGUGUUCAGAUAAAGAUCAAUGUGAAUAUGUUUAUAUCAGAUUUGUAAAUUUCAUCGUAGCCAUUCUAUCCCAGAAAGAUCUUAAUGCGAGCUUCAAAUAUAAAUAAAUAAUUUUGCAAAUA
Messenger RNA from Meriones unguiculatus (Mongolian gerbil), 10031 nucleotides. It is a transcript of the gene Nin, whose product is annotated as ninein. The transcript is spliced from 30 exons. NCBI's taxonomy places the organism in Eukaryota, Metazoa, Chordata, Mammalia, Rodentia, Muridae. The record is from RefSeq and is a predicted model, not a curated record. Gene Ontology annotation, cellular component: centrosome; mitotic spindle pole; ciliary transition fiber. Gene Ontology annotation, biological process: centrosome-templated microtubule nucleation; centrosome localization; microtubule anchoring at centrosome. Gene Ontology annotation, molecular function: calcium ion binding. The coding region runs from base 183 to 6455 and encodes 2090 amino acids.